AUGGAACAGGAUCAGUGCGAGUUUCGGGCUUCGGAACAACUGUUGAACGCAUCUGCGCCUAACGCACCCUGCAUUCUGUAUAAUAAGAGUGUGGGCAGACCGCGGGCCAUUCCUGUCGGAGUCUCCGAGCGCUGUGCUCGCUCGUUCCCGCUCUCCUCGCACUGGCGCACAACUUACGUUCUCGGAAAUAUUGUUCACGUUUCGUUCGCGAUGAAGUGCGGUAUUACGUUUUGUGCCCUUUUAUUAUCUUUUUGGACUGUGUAUGCUCGCGAAAUUGACUUUAAGAAAGAGUUAAAAGCUCUAACUGAACAGAUUGAAUCGUUGAAAACUUCGCAAGCCUCUGAUGUUUCCCGCCUGAAUAAAGAAAUCGAAGAACUGAAACAAAACUCGGCGGCUGGCUGUACCAACAACCAUGAGCGCAACGAAAAAGCCACCCUCGAAUGGGCCAAGAGUUCCAUGAAAGAACUCCGUAUCGAGAUGCAUGAGCUUAACCGCAGCGUGAACAGCUCUCAACUCUUGCGCCAAUUGCACACUAUGCGAAAUCAGAUACAGCGUGCUUUGUCUGAGACUUUGGAUUUGAUUCAGCUUUAUCGGACUCAUGAGGCUCGCGUGGACAAGCUCGACAGCGAGGUGGGCCGCCUUAAGUACGAGGCCCAGGAAUCGCGAACCGCAACAGCGCAAUUACGCACGCAUUUUGGAAAACUUUCUAAAGAGUUUAAAACCAAGCAGCUUGAUAACUUAAACACGGACAGUUUCAAUGAUGUCUUGGAACCGCGCGAUGUUAGAGCAGAAGAUCAAAAGCUAGAGCAUCCGCAUAGACUUCGUCAUAAUAAAAUGGUACACGCUCAAAUUUCUCGGCUUGCUCGAAGCCAGGAUCAACUAGACGAGUAUCAACAAAACUUGCAAACUCAAAUACUCGAUGUCCAAAGACGUCUUGAUAGAGUUGAAGAACCUAACUGGAAUUUAGUUUCUGCAAGAGUCGACUUUCUUGAAAUUCAAAGUAAUGUAUUGAGAGAUGAAAUUAAAAACGUCUCGCUGAAAAUAUCUGACUUCGACAAAGUGCAUGCUUCUAUGUUAGAAUUGCGUGAAGACGUCGAAAGUAUUGAAAAUAAAGCAGACAAAACCAUUCCUGAGUUCCGGAAGGAAAUUUCUAAACUUGACGUUAGUUUUGCACAGCUCAACGCCCAGUCUUCCUAUUUAAAAGAAGACCAGGAGAACUUACGGCAGUCAGUGAAAGCUAUUGCUGUAAGUGUCAGCAACACUAUCGAUCGCGCUGAGAUGGAUCGUUUGGUAAUUAAGAGAAUAAAUGAAUCUAUUGCUGACCUGGAAACUCGAUCUAAGCAACAUUAUUAUCGCCUCAAUGAUCACAUUCUUAAGAGUGAGGCCAACCGAUCUGAACUCGUCACCAACGGUAACAUUGGGAUUCCCUUACCACAGCUAAUUGGCGAAGUUAAGGAACUACAACCUAUUGAGCAUGAAUAUGAGGACCUUGUGAGUCAACUUCCCAGAGAUUGCUCCACCGUGACUGGUCCAGCAGGCACUUACCUUAUCCACUCUGGUAGAUCACCUGUCGAGACUUGGUGCGACAGCGGCAGUACUCUUGUUCAACGUCGCUAUAAUGGGUCGAUCGAAUUUAAUCGGAAAUAUGAGGAGUAUGCUCGUGGCUUCGGUAACCCAGCUUCGGAAUAUUGGCUCGGCUUGGAAACUAUUCAUCGUCUAACUUCUGACAAUUGUUCAUCAAUGAAAAUCGAAAUGACCGAUAUCUACGGUAGCGCAUGGAACGCCGAGUAUGAACACUUCUCAGUGGGCAGCGCUGACACUGGUUAUAUUUUGGAUGUGAGUGGUUACAAAGGAAAUGCUAGCGAUGCGUUCGAAUAUCAGAACCAUAUGGAAUUCUCUGCUAUCGAUCGCGAUAGAGACAUUUCGAAUACACAUUGCGCUAGGAACUAUGAAGGAGGCUGGUGGUUCUCUCACUGCCAGCACGUAAACAUCAAUGGAAAAUACACUCUCGGACUAACCUGGUUCGAUUCCGCACGGAACGAGUGGAUCGCUGUGGCCACCAGUGAAAUGCGUCUGUUUCGCCGGCCUGGAUGCUCU
Brenthis ino (lesser marbled fritillary) is the source of this 2097-nucleotide messenger RNA. The record is from the annotation of a GenBank genome assembly. NCBI's taxonomy places the organism in Eukaryota, Metazoa, Arthropoda, Insecta, Lepidoptera, Nymphalidae.